Prorocentrum cordatum is the source of this 1848-nucleotide messenger RNA. Lineage: Eukaryota; Dinophyceae; Prorocentrales; Prorocentraceae. The record is from the annotation of a GenBank genome assembly.
CGCGCCCUGGCCGUCGGGCUCCUGGCGGCGCUGGCCUCCCUCGGCGCCGCGGCGGAGGAGGCGGGCCGGCGGUGCGUCGCCGAGAAGGUCCACGAGCACUAUGACGGCUCCGACUGCGCCGACUCGUGGCAGUGCGUGUGGGACCCCGCCGGGUGCGGCGGCGGGUGGGAGAACCCUGACCUCGACCUGGGGGUGUGGGACCCCGCGUGCGCGUGCGAGAAGGACCACCUGGGCGGCUGCCGAGAUCUCUACUUGACCACGGGGCCUCUGCGGUGGCGGCGCGCCGCGCUCUGGGGGCCAGCUGUGGCCCUGCCGUGCGCCGCGCUGGCGGGCUGGUGCGCGUGGCAGCGCGGCAGCUUCCGGGCGGGCCAGCCGCUGCACUGGUGGACGGCGCGCUACGGGGCGGGCGCGGGCCUCUUCGCGGUCCUCUUCGUCUUGCGCCCGUGGAGCGAGGGGUGCCCCGAAUGGAAUGGCAGCACCGCCAAUGUUUUCUUCUACCUCGAAACGACGGUCUUCUGUGCGCUCAAGGUCGUCUCCCAGGUCCUCGUCGCGCACAAGCUCGAGGAGCUCCGCAGCCGGAGGCUGGCCCGGGCCGUCCGCGCCCUCUCGGUGUCGGGCCUGCUGUGCAUGUCGCUGGGGGCAGCGGCAGCGUCCCUGAGCUGGGGGCACUCCCACUGGGAGUACUACGGCAUGGGCAUGGAGGCGACCGGCAAGAGCCCUGCCGUGAUCGCGCUGCUUCUCGCGGCGCUCUGCUACCUGCUGACCUGCAUCUGCGGCCUCUGGGGCCUGCUGGGCACCGUGGCGGGCGCGCCCCUCUGCGGGGGCGGGGCGCAGUGGCGCGCGGCCUGCUUCGUGAGGUUGACGGCCGCGGGCCUGGCCGUCUCGUCUGCCAGCGCCGUCCUCACGAUGUGGUAUUCGAUGGCUUCCCACAACGUCUUCUCGAACGGGGUGUCUGCCGCCGACGCGUUCAUCGACUGUCUCAUGGUGGCGCUCUUCUCAGGGUUGGUCGGGCCCGCGUCGGUGCGGGUGCUGGCGCGGGACGCCUUCUCUGCCAUCAACUCGUACACCGACGACCAGCUCCAGGCGUUCUACGAGAAGUACCUCGAAUACCUGGACAGUGCGGAGGUGAGAUGGGUGAGGUGCGGCUACCUACGGGACCUUGCCGCUUCUGGCAGCGUCAUGCCGCGAUGCCAGGAGGUGCCAGACGAGCAGGUGUUCAUCGGCAGCAGUGGUUUUCCGCUCCUCCGGAACGGGGAGAAGGACAGGUUCGUGCUCUCGCACCCCUGGUUGUCCAAGGAGCACCCGGACCCCACUGGGUCAAAAUUGAGGUUGCUUGUGCACCAGCUCGACAUGCUCCAUGCCUCCGACGCUCACGCAAUAUUCAUUGACUACAUGAGCCUGCCCCAGAACGACAAGCGGAGCCCGGAGCUGCAGCGGCUGGAAAGGGAGCAGAAGACGCCCAAGCCCGGCUCGCACCCAGCAGUCCGCACGCAGGCAGAAGAGGCACGGUUCAAGAAGGCGCUCUCGGCCAUGGAGCUGAUCUACAGCGUCGGAAAGACACCAGUCAUUGUGUUGCCCAUGGGCAGCUCCGUCGAAACAGGCAGGGAGUACAUCUCCAGAGGCUGGUGUUUUCUUGAGUUCUGCCUGUCCAUGAGCUUCGACAAUAUCGCGAAUGCCGACAUCCACUAUCCUGUAAGAUGCCUGAUGGCUGACGUCAAAAACAUGAAAGGCGAUACGGUGGACGGUUUCCGCGAGGCAUUUAAGAGCACCCACUUUACCAAUAAAGGCGAUGCCGAUGUGGUCCUCGCGCUCUUCGAACACACGCUGAAUUUGGCAUCUAGCCAAUGA